ACCGUAUGCUUUCAUUUCUUUAACGUCGUUAACUUUUAGGUUUAAAGAUAAACAAUCACGCGAACGUACCUGUUUUUACAUUUUGAUCGAGUUAUCAGUUGUUUUUGACGCAGAUUGUGAGGGUGGUCAUCCCUGUUUGAGGAAAAAUGAGCGUAGAGGCGUAUGGCCCGAGCUCGCAGACUCUCACCUUCCUGGACACCGAGGAAGCGGAGUUGCUUGGAGCUGAUACCCAGGGCUCGGAGUUUGAAUUCACCGAUUUCACUCUGCCGAGCCAGACCCAAACACAAGGCCAAACGCAGAGUCAGCUGGAUAACCAGGUGAAUGGUCCUGAUGGAGUUUUGCAGAACGGUGAGGAUGCUGUUGUGAAAACUAGUCAACUCCUGGCUGAGCUGAAUUUCGAGGAAGAUGAGGAAGACACGUACUAUACUAAGGAUCUCCCUGUGCAUGCCUGCAGCUACUGUGGCAUCCAUGAUCCCGCCUGUGUGGUGUAUUGCAACACCAGUAAGAAAUGGUUCUGCAAUGGACGUGGGAACACAUCUGGCAGUCAUAUUGUGAACCACUUGGUGAGGGCAAAGUGUAAAGAGGUGACUCUACAUAAAGAUGGCCCACUGGGGGAGACAGUACUGGAGUGCUACAACUGUGGCUGUCGUAACGUCUUCCUCUUAGGUUUCAUCCCAGCCAAGGCAGAUUCUGUGGUUGUGCUUCUUUGCAGGCAGCCAUGUGCAAGCCAGAGCAGUCUGAAGGAUAUAAACUGGGACAGUUCCCAGUGGCAGCCUCUGAUCCAAGACCGCUGCUUCCUGUCUUGGCUUGUGAAGAUUCCCUCUGAGCAGGAGCAGCUCAGAGCCAGGCAGAUUACUGCCCAGCAGAUCAACAAGCUGGAGGAGCUCUGGAAGGAAAAUCCCACGGCCACACUGGAGGACCUGGAGAAACCUGGAGUAGAUGAGGAACCGCAACACGUGCUGCUGCGUUAUGAGGAUGCGUACCAGUACCAGAACAUCUUCGGCCCUCUCGUUAAACUGGAGGCAGAUUACGACAAGAAACUCAAAGAGUCCCAGACCCAAGAUAAUAUAACAGUCAGGUGGGACUUGGGGCUGAAUAAAAAGAGGAUUGCUUAUUUCACCCUUCCCAAGACGGAUUCAGGUGACAUGCGUCUGAUGCAGGGGGAUGAGAUCUGUCUGCGCUAUAAGGGAGACAUGGCCCCUCUGUGGAAGGGGAUUGGACAUGUCAUCAAGGUCCCAGACAACUAUGGAGACGAGAUCGCGAUUGAGCUGAGGAGCAGUGCUGGAGCACCUGUGGAGGUACCCCACAACUUCCAGGUUGACUUUGUGUGGAAGUCCACCUCCUUUGACCGAAUGCAGAGUGCCCUGAAGACCUUUGCAGUGGACGAGACAUCAGUCUCUGGCUACAUCUACCACAAGCUGCUGGGUCAUGAAGUGGAGGAUGUCAUCAUUAAGUGCCAGCUGCCCAAACGCUUUACUGCCCAGGGCCUGCCCGACCUCAACCACUCACAGGUGUACGCUGUGAAGACGGUGCUGCAGCGUCCCCUCAGUCUGAUCCAGGGCCCCCCAGGCACUGGGAAAACUGUCACCUCAGCAACCAUUGUCUAUCACCUCGCUCGACAGGGCAAUGGCCCAGUGUUGGUGUGUGCUCCAAGCAACAUUGCUGUGGACCAGUUAACGGAGAAGAUCCAUCAGACCGGGCUGAAGGUGGUGCGUCUGUGUGCAAAAAGCCGCGAGGCCAUAGACUCCCCUGUGUCCUUUUUGGCCUUACACAAUCAGAUCCGCAACAUGGACAGUAUGCCUGAACUGCAGAAGCUGCAGCAGCUGAAGGAUGAGACUGGGGAACUGUCCUCCUCUGACGAGAAACGUUACCGGGCCCUGAAACGCACCGCUGAGCGAGAACUGCUCAUGAAUGCGGAUGUGAUUUGCUGCACCUGUGUGGGAGCAGGUGACCCUCGUCUUGCGAAGAUGCAGUUCCGCUCCAUCCUCAUUGAUGAGAGCACCCAGGCCACUGAGCCUGAGUGCAUGGUGCCAGUGGUACUGGGAGCCAAGCAGCUGAUCCUGGUGGGUGACCAUUGCCAGCUGGGUCCAGUGGUCAUGUGUAAGAAGGCGGCCAAAGCGGGCCUGUCCCAGUCUCUGUUUGAGCGUCUGGUGGUUCUGGGAAUCCGGCCCAUCCGUCUGCAGGUGCAGUACCGCAUGCACCCCGCACUCAGCGCCUUCCCCUCCAAUAUCUUCUACGAGGGAUCGCUCCAGAACGGAGUCACGGCAGCUGACCGCAUUAAGAAAGGUUUUGACUUCCAGUGGCCACAGCCAGACAAGCCCAUGUUUUUCUAUGUGACCCAGGGUCAGGAGGAGAUCGCCAGCUCAGGAACGUCCUAUCUGAACAGGACUGAAGCAGCUAAUGUGGAGAAGAUCACGACCAGGCUCCUUAAAGCUGGCGCCAAGCCUGACCAGAUUGGCAUCAUCACCCCAUACGAAGGCCAGCGUUCGUACUUAGUGCAGUACAUGCAGUUCAGUGGCUCCCUCCACACCAAACUCUACCAGGAGGUGGAAAUUGCCAGUGUGGAUGCAUUCCAGGGCAGAGAGAAAGACUUCAUCAUCCUGUCCUGCGUGCGUGCUAACGAACACCAGGGUAUUGGAUUCCUCAAUGACCCACGCCGUCUCAACGUGGCUCUCACUCGUGCCAGGUAUGGUGUCAUUAUCGUGGGAAACCCUAAGGCUCUAUCCAAGCAGCCCCUGUGGAAUCACCUGCUGAAUUACUACAAGGAGCAGAAGGUCUUGGUAGAAGGACCUCUGAACAACCUGAGAGAGAGCCUAAUGCAGUUCAGCAAGCCUCGCAAACUUGUCAACACCAUCAACCCGGGAGCUCGCUUCAUGAGCACUGCCAUGUACGACGCCAGAGAGGCCAUGAUCCCUGGUUCUGUGUACGACCGCAGCAACACCGGCCGCCCCUCAAACAUGUACUUCCAGACCCAUGACCAGAUUGGGAUGAUUGGCACCGGGCCUAAUCCAAUGGCCUCCAUGAACAUCCCCAUCCCCUUCAACUUGGUCAUGCCACCCAUGCCCCCACCCAGCUAUCUGGGCCAGGUCAACGGCCCUGCGGCAGGGCGUGGAGCUCCAAAAGGGAAGACUGGGGGUCGUGGAGGUCGCCAGAGGAACCGUGGUGUGGGUAACCAUGGCAGCAGCCAGGCCAACAUGCCAAGCAGCCAGGCCAGUCAGGACCUGGUGUCCCAGCCCUUCUCUCAGGGCCCUCUGACCCAGGGUUACAUCACCAUGAGUCAGCCCUCACAGAUGAGUCAGCCUGGCCUGUCCCAGCCUGAACUUUCUCAGGAUAGCUACCUGGGUGAUGAGUUCAAGUCUCAGAUGGAUGUGGCGCUCUCCCAGGAUUCCACUUACCAAGGCGAACGGGCAUACCAACAUGGCGGAGUGACGGGACUCUCACAGUACUAGAGUGUUGUUGGAACGGGAGCUAGGCCUAUGCUGAGCUUAGUUCAUCAGCAUUUUAAAUCUGGGUAAAUAUAAAAAAAGAACAAACAUGGAUGCCCGUUUUCCACUGUUACAACUGAAGCACCAUGGUGUGAGAGCAACAGGAGAGAAUCAAAUCAAUCACAAGAGUGAAAAAGAGGGAAGAAAAAAGCUGGACAGGAAGAGAGAACGAGAGGGUGGAGGGAGAACCCCCCCCCACACUCGCUAACGACAUGAAGAGGAGAGGAGAGGCAGCGUAAGAGGAGGAGGAGGAGGAGACGACGUGGGAGAAAACGAGAUCUUCGAUCCAAUACUCCGCUGAGUGGAGGAGCCUCCUGGGGAGCAGGGGCCCCUACCCACCUCCUCUCUCUCCCCAGACAGCAGCCGUCACCCGGGGCCUCGUCUGCCCACCACAGAGACGGAGAAGACGAAGUUCUCAAAAAAUCAUCCUGUUCAACGCUUGCUCUGUCGUCUCCAAGAGCGGAGAGAAGGGGGACAAAAAAAGGAAAAAAAAAAACGCUUUCAAGCAGCCUAUUUUGGGGAAAAUUUUCCCCUCAAAGUUGAAGUCAGAGUUCAGAUACUGUGACGGAAUAUCUUUUUUUGUUUUUUUCUGAGAAGAUUUACACUGAGUGUUGGUGUUCAUCUCAAACAGUGCAGUGAGCCGCUGAAGAAAUGACUCAACUUUGAGGAAAGUUUUCUACAUAAAGUCUGUUGUAAAGAGGUUCUGACAUGGAGAGCCUGUGAUAUUCACUUGCUUUCUGAUGGAGUCUCUCUUUUUAGGUGAUUCACAAAGGAAAGGGGUAGUCUAACGAAUGGCUUUGGGAUUUUAAAGGAAUCGGUUUGUGUCUGGAGAACCAAGAUGGAAGGGCUGAGAGAUCUGCAGUUAUCU
Chanos chanos (milkfish) is the source of this 4353-nucleotide messenger RNA. RefSeq names its product UPF1 RNA helicase and ATPase (gene upf1). Gene Ontology annotation, cellular component: cytoplasm. Gene Ontology annotation, biological process: nuclear-transcribed mRNA catabolic process, nonsense-mediated decay. The record is from RefSeq and is a predicted model, not a curated record. Gene Ontology annotation, molecular function: DNA binding; RNA helicase activity; hydrolase activity. Bases 147 to 3449 code for a protein of 1100 amino acids. The transcript has 24 exons. NCBI's taxonomy places the organism in Eukaryota, Metazoa, Chordata, Actinopteri, Gonorynchiformes, Chanidae.